Saccostrea cuccullata (small rock oyster) is the source of this 822-nucleotide messenger RNA. RefSeq lists its product as uncharacterized. The transcript has a single exon. Gene Ontology annotation, biological process: negative regulation of translation; protein polyubiquitination; proteasome-mediated ubiquitin-dependent protein catabolic process. NCBI's taxonomy places the organism in Eukaryota, Metazoa, Mollusca, Bivalvia, Ostreida, Ostreidae. Gene Ontology annotation, molecular function: translation repressor activity; ubiquitin protein ligase activity. The record is from RefSeq and is a predicted model, not a curated record. The coding region runs from base 1 to 822 and encodes 273 amino acids.
AUGGAUGGAAAUCAUGAAAACGAUGAACACACAACUGGGGGAGACGGUGCAAGAGAUGAGCAUCUCCUGAAACUAAUGCCUCACCCUUUAUUAAAGAAAUCUUUGGAAGUAAGACAUAUGUGUCACUACCUUUUCUAUGUAGCACCAGACCAAGUUUGGAUCAGUGAUGGCUCUAACCUCAUCCUAGCAGACCCCAGUGGUGCUAUUUCUUAUCACCCGAGGGAUAUACCGGUAUUACAACAAAGCUAUCAAGUACACACGGUGGCCGGUGAUGGUACACUUUUUUAUAUAAGUAAGGACUUUCGUAUCAAUAAAUUGAGCAAGGACCAACAAGAAGGAAUUCCAUUGAUAACUUUAGAAGAAACGUGGGAACCUAUGUCUGUCCUCUGUUCCCCAUCAACUGGAGAUCUACUAGUCGGAACACAUAAAUCACAUGCAGAUAAAAGAAAAUCUAAAGGAAAGAUAACUCGAUACAACAGCAAUGGACAACAAGUUCAGACCAUCCAGCAUGACAACAAUGGCAAGUUGUUGUACAAAUAUCCUGGAUAUCUUUCAGAAAACCGCAAUGGAGAUAUCAUCGUGUCUGAUUGGCACUGUGUGGUGGUUACAAACCGCGAAGGAGGACAUCGCUUUACCUACACAGGGCAUUCGGGACCACCGAUUUCUCCACGUGGAAACUGCACAGACACGCUGUCAAACAUCCUGGUCUGUGAUAUAAAGACCAAUGUCAGUACAUAUGCUCGACAAAGAUGGCCACUUUUUGUUGUCGUAUAUACUGAGGGAUGGAAAGAGCAUGGUCGAACCGCACACCUUGUGUUAUGA